CUGCACUAAGAAUUGCAUCAAUUCGCAGACUUCAAAGCCUCCUCCCCCACCAAACCGCUGCCUUUGAAACAAGCACAAUGGCGACGGUAGCCAAGGAGCCGGCAGCUGCUGACAAGAAGCAGCGGCCCAAUGCGCUGCGAUCAAUCAUUGCUGGCUCAACCGCCGGCGCGAUUGAAAUCGCCAUUACCUAUCCCGCCGAAUUCGCAAAGACAAGGUCGCAGCUCAACAGACGGCUAGCAGAGGGCAAGAAGCUGCCAUGGCCACCCUUUGGAGCGCAGUGGUAUGCGGGAUGCACCACGCUCAUCAUCGGCAACUCUGCCAAGGCGGGAAUCCGAUUUGUUGCGUUUGAUCAGUUCAAGAGCAUGCUCGCCGACGAGAACGGGAAGCUCUCUGGCCCACGAACUGUCUUGGCCGGCUUCGGUGCCGGAGUCACAGAGUCGCUGCUCGCUGUCACUCCCACCGAGAGUAUCAAGACGACUCUCAUCGACGAUCGCAAAUCCGCCAAGCCUCGCAUGCGCGGUUUCCUCCAUGCCGUCCCCAUCAUCGCCCGUGAACGUGGUAUCCGCGGUUUCUUCCAGGGCUUCGUCCCUACGACAGCUCGCCAGGCAGCAAACAGUGCCACCCGCUUCGGUGCCUACAACUUCUUCAAGCAGAUCGCCGAGUCAUAUACUGCGCCAGGAGAGAAGCUUGGCACCGUAGGCACCUUUGCCAUGGGUGGUCUUGCAGGUCUAGUGACGGUAUAUGUGACUCAGCCGCUCGACACAGUCAAGACACGCAUGCAGAGUAUCGAGGCGCGGACGCAGUACGGCAACACAUUCAGGUGUGCUGCCAUGAUCUUCAAACAGGAGGGUAUUCUCACGUUCUGGAGCGGAGCGCUCCCCCGACUGGCCAGAUUGGUGCUCAGCGGAGGCAUUGUGUUCACCAUGUACGAGAAGAGCAUGGAUCUGAUGAACAAGCUGGACCCCGAGAUGAAGUACAUCUAAGAGAGGGAGGGAACCAAAAAAGAAAAAAAAAAAGGGAAGAGGAAGCAGUCUGGUCUGGCGUUUAGGAUUUAGAUGGGGAUUAUACAGCCUUCGUAUUGAUACAGCGACUAGUUGUACAAGUGUAUAUACAUAGUAUACAGUGAUGAUUGCAAAAGAUUCUUGGUUU
Molecule: messenger RNA, 1149 nt
Organism: Trichoderma harzianum CBS 226.95
Lineage: Eukaryota; Fungi; Ascomycota; Sordariomycetes; Hypocreales; Hypocreaceae
Exons: 5
Coding region: 78-983 (301 amino acids)
Biological process (GO): mitochondrial citrate transmembrane transport
Source: RefSeq, a predicted model, not a curated record